AUGAUGAAACACUUAUGUAAAAAUUAAGUCAAGUCAAAUAAUAGUAAAAUUAAAAUGUAAUCAAUUGAUCUUUAAAAAUAAACUUAAAGAUCAGAUAAUUUUCUUAAGGAUAAGUGA
Molecule: messenger RNA, 117 nt
Organism: Paramecium pentaurelia
Lineage: Eukaryota; Ciliophora; Oligohymenophorea; Peniculida; Parameciidae
Source: the annotation of a GenBank genome assembly